UAAAAACCGCGCUCUCUGAGCAUAUCCAUCCAUACUAUUUGGCAGCUGCCACCUCACACGUCUCCUGAUACUUUGGAGGACUCUUCCCCUUUGCUGUACCUGCCAUCAUGGCUCACCGAUUUCCAGCCCUCACCUCAGAGCAGAAGAAGGAGCUCUCUGACAUCGCCCAGCGCAUUGUUGCCAAUGGGAAGGGCAUCCUGGCUGCAGAUGAAUCUGUGGGCACCAUGGGAAAUCGCCUACAAAGGAUAAAGGUGGAAAACACGGAAGAGAACCGAAGGCAGUUCCGGGAGCUCCUCUUUAGCGUGGACAAUUCCAUCAGCCAGAGCAUCGGUGGAGUGAUCCUUUUCCAUGAGACCCUCUACCAGAAGGACAGCCAGGGAAAUCUGUUCAGAAACAUUCUCAAGGAGAAGGGAAUUGUGGUGGGCAUCAAGUUGGACCAAGGAGGUGCCCCGCUUGCAGGAACAAACAAAGAAACCACCAUUCAAGGGCUUGAUGGCCUCUCUGAACGCUGUGCUCAGUACAAGAAAGAUGGAGUUGACUUUGGGAAGUGGCGUGCUGUGUUGAGGAUCGCUGACCAGUGUCCCUCCAGCCUUGCUAUCCAGGAAAAUGCCAAUGCUCUGGCUCGCUAUGCCAGCAUCUGUCAGCAGAAUGGGCUGGUACCUAUUGUUGAGCCAGAGGUGCUUCCUGAUGGAGACCAUGACCUGGAGCACUGCCAGUAUGUUUCUGAGAAGGUUCUGGCUGCUGUCUACAAGGCUCUCAAUGAUCACCAUGUUUACCUAGAAGGCACCCUGCUAAAGCCAAACAUGGUGACUGCCGGACAUGCCUGCACCAAGAAGUAUACACCAGAGCAAGUGGCCAUGGCCACCGUCACAGCUCUCCACAGAACUGUUCCUGCAGCUGUUCCUGGCAUCUGCUUUUUGUCUGGAGGCAUGAGUGAGGAGGAUGCUACACUUAACCUCAAUGCUAUCAACCGUUGCCCUCUACCAAGGCCCUGGAAGCUAAGCUUUUCAUAUGGAAGAGCCCUCCAGGCCAGUGCAUUGGCUGCCUGGGGUGGCAAGGCUGCAAACAAGAAGGCAACCCAGGAAGCUUUCAUGAAGCGGGCCGUGGCCAACUGCCAGGCGGCUCAAGGACAGUAUGUUCACACAGGCUCUUCAGGUGCUGCUGCCACCCAGUCGCUCUUCACAGCCUCCUACACCUACUAGAUACUGUCACCCACCAGCCAGGCUCCAGUUCUCUUAAAUAUUUUGGUUGGAGCCCCGAAAGGCUUCAGUCAACCCUGGAAAUUAGAUAACAUUUGAUUGCAUUUCUGAAAACACAACGCAUGUGAAUCACAAACACAGGGGAAAAGCCGAAUCAGCUUGGAAACGCGAGUAUGAGCAUGGCACCCAAUAGUCUCUGAACGCCUCCAGUUCCCUGUGUUCCAGAACAUUCAUCCAAGGAAAGAACAGGCUCUCCAAGGAAAGUCAGCCUUUCAUGCGCACAGCCAUUACUGAGAAAAGCAACUCAGAAGCAGAGGGUGGGGAAGGGCAUUUUAAUAAACAUACUUACCAGGGGUUGGUUAUAGAAGAGGCUCAGCAACAGAAAAAUAAAUAAAAAGUGUAUGAACCUUCA
Molecule: messenger RNA, 1611 nt
Organism: Apodemus sylvaticus (European woodmouse)
Lineage: Eukaryota; Metazoa; Chordata; Mammalia; Rodentia; Muridae
Gene: Aldob
Product: aldolase, fructose-bisphosphate B
Exons: 9
Coding region: 108-1202 (364 amino acids)
Biological process (GO): fructose 1,6-bisphosphate metabolic process; glycolytic process
Cellular component (GO): cytosol
Molecular function (GO): fructose-1-phosphate aldolase activity; fructose-bisphosphate aldolase activity
Source: RefSeq, a predicted model, not a curated record